This is a messenger RNA of Fusarium odoratissimum NRRL 54006, 1313 nucleotides long. RefSeq lists its product as uncharacterized. The record is from RefSeq and is a predicted model, not a curated record. Lineage: Eukaryota; Fungi; Ascomycota; Sordariomycetes; Hypocreales; Nectriaceae. The coding region runs from base 174 to 443 and encodes 89 amino acids. The transcript has 5 exons.
UGAGCUGGGGUGUGUGGUUUGGCCGGAACAACAGGCGGCCCGCACUACGUUUCUCCCGGCCAGCCUUGGAAGCUGGGACCUCACCUGUUGGUAACCGGCCAUUUGACAUCAGUUCAACGUUGCCAUUGCGCUCCUAAAACCUCUCUUUUACGUCCGUUGAUCAAUUAUUCAAAAUGGGCGGCGGCGGAAAAGUCCCUUACCCCAAGCACGUCUGGUCUCCAGCCGGUGGUUGGUACGCGCAGCCUGCGAACUGGCGCGCCAACACCCUGAUCGCUGGUGUCGUCAUGGCCGGAAUCGUUGCGGUUACGUGGAAGUUCAGCGCUGGGCGAGAACAAUGGGCGCACCGACCUGAGCAAGGGCAGUGGUACGCUAGCCGACACUGGUCGAAACAGUUGAAGCAGUGGGAUGAGGAGGACAAGGGAAAUGCGUCAAAGAGCGAAUAGAGUUGGAUAAAACGACACUGUGUACAAAUUUCUGCGACAAGAUGAAUACAAUCUGAUUCAAGAUCAAUAUCUGGUGUCUAUGAUGGUGUGAUGAUAAUGGUCGCUAAUAUUCCAUUUCACGAAGCUCCCUGGAACAUCUCGACUGGGAUCAAAGUGAUGAGAAGCCAAAUUUCGACCCAAGAAGUCUCUAGUUUGUUCCUUGGUUUACCAACAUGCUGCUUCUCGGACCAGAGGGUUAUUAAAUGGGUGUUAAUGCUCGUUUCUGAGACCAAAUCAGAGCACUGCUAAAUAUGCUUAUGAGAAUUACCAUUGCCGUCUAAUUGCCGAGAAGCAGAUACACACUGGUAUUUAGACGGCUGUACGAAGAACGAAAAGUGCUUCGAAAUUGAGAUGAACUCAUUCAUGCCUGGACUUUCCAAGUAUGCCUUCCGUCUAACGUGAAGAAGCAUUAGUCGAACACACAAUAUUGGAACUAUUCUCUUCACAACAAGCUUGCGAUGACUUUAAGGUAUGCUGGGAAGAUGUUUCACACAAAGCAUCAGACGACCGCAGAUAGUGAUCCGCUACAGCCGAACCUACGUGACAUUCCUAUUAGAGCGACCAAGACAAGGGCUAUGAUAAGGACUCAGUAACACACCCUACACAACAGUUAAUACAAUUGACACGAGGUUCCUCUGAAGGUGUUGAAGGUGCCAACUGAGACAGGGCAGAAGACAUUGCUUGUAACAAAACACCUAAUUGAGCUUGGGUCAUACAUAUAUUUUCAAGAACCCUAAUGAUAGGCAUAAGGGAAGUAAUCACAAAGAUAUGUAGCUUGUUAAAUUAUGAUGCAGAACUACUACCUCGAUAAAUGCAAUUCAGACAUAGCCC